CUUUUUUCUCAGAAUUCUGACUUUAAUCUCAGAAUUUUGAGGUGGGCACCUGCAGGCAUCCAUCUUCAGUGACAGGGAUGUGUCCAGGUGUGCAGGUGGAGACCUAAUUCACUAAACAUGGUGGAUAUAAGUGAUUUUUUGCGUGGCCGAGGGGUCCCCGAAGAUGCUGUUUUAUUAAUGGAAGAGCAGAAGAACAAUAAAAUAAAAAGUGCUGGCUGAGGAGCGCUGCCGCGUUGAACUUUGACCUCGGAGUGACGUGACGUUUGUUUGAACAACCAAUAGAAGUGCAGAAAGUCGCAAAUCAGGCAUAUUGUUCGCAUAAACACAAAAAUAAAUAAAUAAAUAAAUAAAUAACGAAAUAAUCCCGAUGUUGUGCCAAAGAGUGAUUUGUAAUGUUACUUUGUGUUCUAUGUGUAAUACCUUUGCUUAAAUGACUAAAUGGACUGUAUUUAUGACACUGUGUUAUAGUCCUACAUACAUAAGUAACAUUCAUAUGUACAGAUAAAAAUGUACAGAGAUAUGUACACAAGCGUGUACACAAAAGUCUACUGCUGAUCGAGCUGCUCAGUGUUCGUACAGUUUCAUGCAGAGGGCGUGGAGGUGUUGUCCAUGGUGGAUGUUAGCUUAGACAACAUCCUCUCCUCCCCAGUCUGCUCAGUGGAUUUUAGCGGACCGCUAAAGCUGGCCCUCCCGACCAGUUUGUUAAGUUUCCCCCUGUCCCUCUCUGCCAUUCCACCACUCCAGCAGACCACAACAUAAAAGACAGCAGACGCCACCACAGUGUCGUAGAACAUCCUUAGAAGACGUACUACCUACAUCAUAACCAAUCAAGUCCUGCCUUUUUUUAAAUACAGAUUAGGAUUUACUAUUUACUGAAAGGCUAUGCAUUAGUUUGCUUCUUUCAUUAUUGUGUUUCGCCCUGCAUAAAAUAGAUAGCUUUCCUGAUAACUACAGUCAGUACUCUCCUGCUGCCAUUAGCGGUGACCUAAGAGGCUUAACCAUAAUAUUGCUUUGCAGUGUAAAUGUUGCAGAAAAUGACUGUCUUUUCUUUCUUCUUGUGUGCAGAUUGACUGUGACGUCAUAGCACUGAUGGAUGAUGCAACUUUGGCAAACUACAUUCCCUCGUACGGAGACCGAAUUGCCCUCUUCAAUUUCUGCAAAAGCAAGCAACCACUGUCAAAAAGAAAACUAGGACUUCUGCAAAAACUUCGUGAGAAAAUGAAAACCAGAAAAGAAAGUCCAAAGGAGAACACCUCACAUACAGAUGCAGGAAUAAGACAGACAAAGAAGCAAAAAGCAACACGAAAUGUUGAGAUAGGAUGGAUACAUAGUGAUGGAAAAGUAGCCAAACAGGUGAGAGCGAAACAGGGAGGUGGCACUAGAAAAAUUCAAAUGGCCACUGAUGCUGGAUUAAAAGAUAUUCUUCAAGAAGGAAAGAAACUUUUUUUUCCUGAUGGCAUAUCUCCUAAGGGAUGUGAAACAGAUUUUGAGUUUGAGGUUUGGGACUUUAAACAGAACCACCUUACUGAUGAUACCUGCCAGUCUAUUGGCAAUAUGUAUGAGGCAGCGAGACUGACAAUGUUACGCUUCUACAUCGCAACAAAACCAAAAGAUCCUGAAGAAGAUGCCAGCGAGACAUCUGAAGUGGUGUUUGUCUCAGAAAGCAGUGGCAGUGAUAGUAAUCCAUUGCAAGUGGGGGAAGUCAGGGGUAAUUUUGAUGAAGUCAUCACUGGUUCAGAAAUUUCAGAUGAUCCAGAAAUAACUUUUGGGCCAAUUUUUGAUGCUGAAGAAGAUACAGAAGACACAUUAGUCUAUGAGGGUUUUCUUGUACCCCUCAGUCCACCUAAUUCAGAGAACGUAAUAACAAUCACCAUACGUCAUACUGACACUUUACGUGACAUGAUUACUGCUUUCUCUGAUGCAGAGAUUUUGAGAAAAACACUGAAUGUGAAGCGCAUACUUCCAGACAACACAGAAGAACCAGGCACUGGAUCAGGAAUACUAAGAGAUGUACUCACAUGCUUCUGGCAUGAAUUUUAUGAGCGAUGCACCCUAGGUGCAACAGUUAAAGUGCCAUUCAUUCGCCAUGAUUUUCCUGCUGAAAAAUGGAAGGCAGUUGGGCGAAUACUCUUGAAAGGUUAUGAAGAAUGUCAGUAUUUUCCAAAUAAACUUGCAAUCCCUUUUCUGGAGCAAGUGCUUUUCAAUGGUGUUUACAGUGAUCUUAAAGCACACUUUCUACAGUUUGUCAGCAGCCAAGAAUGUGAUGUUUUGAUGGAAGCAGUAAAAAAUUUCUCUGCAGUUGACUUGGAUGAUCUUGUGGAAGUUCUUGACAGCUAUGGCUGUAGAAAAAGAAUCACUGCUGAGACUCUUCCUACAAUCCUUGAUGAAAUAGCACACAAAGAACUUGUCCAAAAACCAAUGUUUGUUAUUGACUGCUGGAGGGAGAUCAUCAACCCCCAUAUCUCCCUCAGUCCGGAGGCACUGACCAAGUUAUUCUCUGAACUGCAACCAACUUCAAAAAAGUGUGCCAGCUCCUGAAAUUUGCUGUGGAUUUGACUCCACAACAAAAAGAAGUGAAAAAUCAUCUCAAAAGAUUCAUCAGAGAGUUGGAUAACAUUAAACUUCAGAAAUUUAUGCGUUUCUGCACCGGAUCUGACCUUAUAGUAACAAACAGUAUUUAUGUGGAAUUUCAAGAUAUGACAGAGUUUACAAGAAGACCAGUCGGACACACGUGUGGGAAUGUUCUGCAGCUAGCUAACAGCUAUGAAAACUUCCCAGAUUUCCGUUCUGAAUUUAAUGCAGUUCUUGAAAGUAAUGUCUGGGUGAUGGACAUUGUUUAGACUCUCACAGCAAUGCGCUACAUUUGAACUGCUCAUUCACACUAGAGCAUAACUGUAAAGAGAUGUUAGGAAUAUGUAUUUUUAUGUAUUUUGAACUUAUACAGUAUACUUUUUUUAAUUAGAGAGAAGUUUCCCAUCUCUGUUAGAAGUCCAGUUUUGGCUAAUAUUUCAGUUUCUUUUAUCAUUUUGAGUUUUACAUGAUACAGUCACAAAACAAAACAAACAGGUACACUGUUUACUACCAUAUCCAGAGCUGUCUUCACCAAAUCCAAGCUUUACAGCUGUAAUACAGAAACCUUCAGCAAAAGCAUGAAGAAAGAAUACUAAAGAUCUAUAAACUAUAAUUAAACUGCUCUUAAACUUUCUUUAAUGCACCAUGUGUGGUGUGAGAAUUCAGCACAGUCAAAUACUUUUUUAAGUAAUUAGUAGUAAGACUAAUUCAUUCAGAUGGUAUUUUCUUAUUAGGUCAGGGCUAAAACUGAACAUAGUUAUAAUGUAAAAGUAAUGCUGUUAUUCAACACUGUAUUGUAAAAGGAAUAUGUACAAUUUUAUACUUUUGCAUUUGCAUUUGUCAUGUCUGAAAAUAUUUUGCUUUACAGUAUAUGCAAUUUUUAGUUAAGGUAGGUUAAGGUAUCAAAGUUUGGCAUUUGUUGUUGAUUACAAAGGUUCUAUUUAAAGUUGGUGAAAAUAUUUUUUAAAAUUCCAGUAUUUUCUUAUUGUCAUAUUGUUUCUAAGCAUACCUGUUAUUCAUCCAUCAAACUGAUUCAAGCUGCUUAAAGGAUUCAGUCUGUUUUGAAGACAGUUAUUGAUUACUAAGAUCAUAAAUAAACACUGUACAGUUCAGUGCAGUGGUCAAGUGCUGUGAUUAUUCAGGCAUCCUUUUGUAAUGCCAAAUUGUCAUGUUCUCAGAUAAAGUAUUAAUCUUAACACCUGAAAAAAUGUCUUUUUACUGCCAGAAAUUAUGCAUUUUUAUUUGUAUGCAUGUAUGUUCUCAACCAUUCACACUUGUUUUUAUGUGAUACCACAAUAGCCAGUGUUCAUGAUCUUUACAGUAAGUCACUGAUGUAUACUGAUGCGUAACAAGACUGUAUGAGAUCUAUAAGUUUGUUUUAAAAGUUGAGUCAUUCUUGUUACAGGGCAGCUUAUACGGUUAUGAGUUUUAGCCAUGUUAUUGGCAUUGGCAAGAACAGGUUUCUUGUAAACUUUUUCCAAUAAAAUGUUACUGUACACAGUACAUUUGUAUUGUUGUUUUGAAUAUGUUCAUCAAGCUCCUUAUCUAUUUGAACAUGCCAGAUUUCAAGAGACUGCCACACAUGAGCUCAGUAACAUGGAAGAAUACCAUUUAUUUUUAAUUUCAAACAUUUCAUAAAGAUACACAAAUAUAAAUGUAAAACAUGUUGCACUUAAUGGGACAAUAACUUGGUUCCACUUGCAGGAACUGUUUUGUUGCAUUGUUGCAGGGCAGGGAUACUACAAAUAUAAGUCAAAAUAUUUUUGGUAUGUUUCUUAUAAUUUUAGGAUUCAUAUCAUAAAGGAGCCUUGUAUACGACA
Molecule: messenger RNA, 4391 nt
Organism: Oreochromis niloticus (Nile tilapia)
Lineage: Eukaryota; Metazoa; Chordata; Actinopteri; Cichliformes; Cichlidae
Exons: 2
Coding region: 1090-2538 (482 amino acids)
Source: RefSeq, a predicted model, not a curated record